Phytophthora nicotianae INRA-310 is the source of this 171-nucleotide messenger RNA. RefSeq lists its product as hypothetical. The transcript has a single exon. The coding region runs from base 1 to 171 and encodes 56 amino acids. NCBI's taxonomy places the organism in Eukaryota, Oomycota, Peronosporomycetes, Peronosporales, Peronosporaceae. The record is from RefSeq and is a predicted model, not a curated record.
AUGGCUGAUCAUAAGUUGGCGAAAGCUGCAUACAUUUCGUGGGAGCACCAUCCGUUCACCUUGAAACAGCUCGACGAUUUUCUGAAGCUCGCGAGCAGCAAGACUAAAGGCAAGAAGUACGUGCAGCUCUCCGACGGCUACACGAUGCACCUCGGGUUGACAGGAUAUUAG